Mycena indigotica is the source of this 1499-nucleotide messenger RNA. RefSeq lists its product as uncharacterized. Lineage: Eukaryota; Fungi; Basidiomycota; Agaricomycetes; Agaricales; Mycenaceae. The record is from RefSeq and is a predicted model, not a curated record. Bases 159 to 1499 code for a protein of 446 amino acids. The transcript is spliced from 5 exons.
CAGCAGCCCCCGCUCUCAACAACAGAGUCCGUAAAAUCUACUUUCGUCUGUAAAGCAAGCAUUAAGCAUCGCUCAACAGUCUAAUCGGCGAAGAAGUAUCUGAAUAUGCUCAUGUUUGGCACAUUUAUGCCGACGAGGCUCAAAAAGCAGACAAUCUCAUGACUGAAGGCUGGAAUCGCAGCAUUGAUGUUCUACUCGUAUUUACUGGCCUAUUUUCUGCUGUCCUCACAACGUUCAUAAUUCAGUCCUACCAACUCAUGGUCCCCGACGCUGGCGACACGACCAAUGCUCUACUCCUGGAACUCAUCGCCUUGCAAACCAACAAUUUGACUCUUGCUUCGUCAGUAUCAAUACCCCAAACGACUCCUCGACAGAUUCAUGUCGUCAAUGGCGUGUGGUUCUCUGCCCUUGCUUGCAGUCUGUCAACAGCGCUAAUCUCAAUGCUGGCAAAACAGUGGCUUCAAUCUUACCUUCCAAAUAUGUCCGGAUCUCCUAGGCAUCGUGCACGACAGCGGCAGGAACGAUUCAUGCACCUUCAGGCAUGGCAUGUUCCAGAAAUAAUCAAUGCCUUGCCCCUCCUUCUCCAUGUCGCCCUCCUUCUUUUCUUUGCCGGCCUUUUGGUCCUCCUAUGGUCUGCUGAUCUCGCCAUCACCUUAUCCACCUGGGUUAUCGUCGCCCUAGCCUACAUCUUCUACAUCGCCUCAAUCGCAAUUCCUUUGUUUUAUCCAAACUGUCCAUAUAAACACGCAGUCACAGAUCAUCUUCGAGUUUGGUUAUUCCAGGAUAGUCGAGCAUCGCCAGUAUUGUCUAUGCGGUCAUUCAAAAACCGCUCGGAGAAAGGAGCUCUUUAUGAUGCUAGAUUUUGUAACUCCACAUCACAAGAUAUAAUAGAUGCAACAGCACUUGCUUGGCUGUUUUCUGAAUCGACUGAUCAGCAAGUCAUCUCCGUCGCGUUGCAAGCAAUUGCUGGACUUCCCCGUGACUUUUCGGCGUUGAACGUUCUGCGUGAUGCUGGUGCCCUCCAACUGAUUGAGCAGGGCUUUCAAAACUGCUUCCACAAAGAUACCACUAUUGGUCUGCAUUGGCAUCUGGUUGAUGCCGAAAAAGCAGCCCUUUUCUGUCGAGCUUGGAUCAAGCUCAUCCGUGGUACGGGUGAACAGUGGCCUUUUGCCAUCAUUGAGCCCCUUUGGCUCCUCCAAAACCUUGACCUUUCUCGUCAUCCAGAUGUUGCGGCUAUUGCAUCAUGUGCAGUUGCUCUAUCAUCUUUUGACUCACAUAUUUCGCAAUGGGAACUACUCGGUUAUCUUUCCCGGUCUGCGUCGGGAGAGAUCAUACUGUCCCAGACCACACAAUGCUGUUUGAUCGACAGCCUGAUUGAAUGUUUUGUCCGCUGGGAAAUGCCUCUAGCUGUUAUAGAAGACACCAUUAGCCGGGCAGUUCCGGUUCUCUUGCAAGUUUUGCACUUGACGGAAGAGCUCCCAAACUCUCAUCAUUGUUGA